AAUCAAGGGCUUUUUCAAUUCACUCAAGAACAGAAGAAAAAAAAAAGAGGGAUUUUAUUUUCUUUCAAAAAAGGAAUUAGGUCUUAAGAUCUGAUGGCGAACGAAGGAGGAUCAAAGAAUUUGGAAGGGAUUUUGAAAUGGAGUUUAGCUCAUAGUGACGGGACUCGUCCUUCUCGUGAAAUAAGUGAGGAGGAUAAGAGAUGGUUCAUGGAAGCUAUGCAGUCUCAGACGGUUGAUGUGGUCAAAAGAAUGAAAGAGAUAACUCUUGUUAUGAAGACUCCUGAGAAUGUAUUGGAAGAACAAGGUGUUACUUCUGCAGAGAUCGAAGACCUGUUGGAUGAAUUGCAAGAGCAUGUUGAGUCCAUUGACAUGGCUAAUGAUUUGCAUACAAUUGGUGGUUUAUCCCCCCUUCUUGAGUACCUGAAGAACUCAAGUGCAGGCAUCCGAGCAAAGGCUGCCGAGGUUAUAACUACCAUAGUUCAGAACAAUCCUAAGAGUCAGCAACUUGUAAUGGAAGCCAAUGGUCUAGAACCUCUGCUUGCUAAUCUCACCUCAGAUCCAGAUGUUACCGCUCGAACUAAAGCUCUUGGGGCAAUAUCAUCCUUGAUUCGACACAACAAGCCUGGAGUUGCUGCAUUCAGGCUGGCAAAUGGUUAUGGAGCAUUGAGGGAUGCAUUGAGUUCAGACAAUGUUAGGUUUCAAAGGAAAGCUCUCAGCUUGGUCGAGUACCUGCUACAAGAGAACAGUUCAGAUUGCAGUGUGAUAACGGAACUCGGAUUUCCUCGUACUAUGAUGCACCUCGUCUCCAGUGAAGAUAUAGAUGUACGAGAAGCGGCACUCAGAGGUCUUCUUGAGCUUGCUAGAGAUGAGCAAUCUAGGACCAGCAGCAGCAGUGUGUCCAGCACAGAGGAUGAAAAGUUGAAGCAAAUACUGGAAGAAAGAGUUAAAGCCAUCAGUGCAAUGACAAAGGAAGAGCUCGGUGCAGUCAUGGACGAAAGAAACCUAAUAGACUCGCUCUGGAGUGUUUGUUAUAAUGAGCCAUCCUCUCUCAGAAAGAAGGGAUUACUCGAUCUUCCAGGUGAUGAUGCACCACCUCCUGAUGUGGCCAGUAGCUUCUUCCAACCUGCUUUACGAGCCUUGGCUGCAGAUAAUAAGAGCACAGCUGAGAAGAAGAAAGAUAAGAAAGAAGAACCACCGCUGCUACUUGGUCUUGGGCCUCCUUCAAGCCAGUAGUACGGCUACAGUUUUGUUUCCCAGAUAGAUGUUUCGCAGUUCUGGGCUCUCUGUUUUUCUGUAUUCCUGAGUACAGUAACAGUAUCUCGUAACAUUUUCCUUUAAAAAGAAUUCAUUCUACCAUUUCUGCUCGAGUUAUUGCAUACUUCUCAUGGUCAUAUUUUUUCAGGCUAGUCAUGGAAUAACCCAAUACGUUUUGCACUAAUGAAGUUUACUCUAACCAGCAUUUCCCAGCUAGGUGUUCUGGGGAUCUGGCUCAUGGGUAUUUUGUACUAGUGAUGCUACAAAUAUAAGCAAGGAAUUCAUUCAGUUAUUGCA
Messenger RNA from Papaver somniferum (opium poppy), 1551 nucleotides. RefSeq names its product hsp70 nucleotide exchange factor fes1-like. Lineage: Eukaryota; Viridiplantae; Streptophyta; Magnoliopsida; Ranunculales; Papaveraceae. The record is from RefSeq and is a predicted model, not a curated record. The coding region runs from base 94 to 1233 and encodes 379 amino acids. The transcript is spliced from 6 exons. Gene Ontology annotation, molecular function: protein binding.